Penicillium maclennaniae is the source of this 1641-nucleotide messenger RNA. Its product is annotated as threonine dehydratase, biosynthetic. NCBI's taxonomy places the organism in Eukaryota, Fungi, Ascomycota, Eurotiomycetes, Eurotiales, Aspergillaceae. Gene Ontology annotation, biological process: L-threonine catabolic process. The transcript has 4 exons. Gene Ontology annotation, molecular function: pyridoxal phosphate binding; threonine deaminase activity. The record is from RefSeq and is a predicted model, not a curated record. The coding region runs from base 1 to 1641 and encodes 546 amino acids.
AUGUCUGAAGAGCCUGCCGCCAAUGGCACCACCAUUGGUGUGGCGAUGCCCAUCCUGCCGAAGAUGAGUGAGCGCAACGAACAAGGCCUGCCUGUGAACUGGGGCAUCCCAGACGCCUUUCUACUCCCAAACGGAUAUCCUGAUUAUCUGCGAUUGAUCUUGACAUCCCGCGUCUAUGAUGUCCUUGAGGAAACUCCCCUUCACCAUGCCGUGAACUUGAGUAACCGUCUGGAGAGCCGAGUUUUGCUUAAGCGAGAGGAUCUCCUGCCUGUCUUCAGCUUCAAGCUUCGUGGCGCAUACAAUAAGAUGGCUCACCUGAACCCGGAGCAGCGGUGGAAGGGUGUCAUCGCUUGCUCUGCCGGAAAUCAUGCACAGGGAGUUGCUUAUUCUGCUCGCAAGCUGAAGAUUCCCGCCACGAUUGUGAUGCCAUCCGGUACCCCCGCCAUCAAGCACCUGAAUGUUGCCCGUCUGGGGGGAGAUUUCGAUGCCGCUAAGGACGAGGCACACCGGUUGGAGAAGCAGCAUGGUCUGACUAACAUUCCACCAUUCGAUGAUCCGUACGUUAUUGCUGGUCAGGGUACCAUUGGUAUGGAGUUGUUGCGCCAGGCCAACCUUGAUAAGCUGGAAGCCGUCUUCUGUGGUGUUGGUGGCGGUGGUCUGAUUGCUGGUAUUGGUGUGUACCUGAAACGCAUUGCUCCUCAAGUCAAGGUCAUUGGCGUGGAGGCCUACGAGGCCAAUGCCAUGGCCCAGUCAAUGGAUGCUGGUUCCCGCGUUUUCUUGAACGAAGUUGGCCUCUUCGCCGAUGGUGCUGCCGUCAAGUCUGUGGGUGAGGAACCCUACCGUGUUGCCCGUGAUGUGAUCGACGAGGUCAUCCAGGUUUCCACCGAUGAGAUCUGUGCGGCCAUCAAGGAUGCAUUCGAGGAUACCCGCUCCGUUGUCGAGCCUGCUGGUGCUCUUGGUCUUGCCGGUCUGAAGAAAUACAUUGCCAAGAAUCCCAGCCCUGACGUUAACCGUGAACUGAUUGCCAUCACCUCCGGGGCCAACAUGGACUUCGACCGUCUUCGCUUUGUGGCCGAACGUGCCGCUCUCGGCGAAAAGAAGGAAGCUUUGUUGAGCGUUAAGAUCCCCGAGAAGCCCGGUGCCUUCGCCAAGCUCAUUGAGGUCAUCCUGCCUCACGCUGUCACAGCCUUCAGCUAUCGUUACGCCCAGGAGGACUACGCCGAUGUGCUGAUGGGAAUCCAACUCUCCGCCAUUACCGGCCGCGAUGACUUGGCCAAGAUCAUGGCGGAGUUGGAGAAGGAUGGUAUGAGCACCCGGGACCUUAGCGAUGACGAGCUGGCUAAGCGGCAUCUUCGCUUCCUUGUGGGCGGCCGCUGUGAUGUUACUGACGAGCGCCUCUUCAUGUUCGAGUUCCCUGAGCGACCAGGCGCCCUGGCCAAAUUCCUCACCACCCUCCGCCCUAAUCAGAAUAUUUCUUUGUUCCACUACCGCAACUACGGCGGCGAUGUCGGCAAGGUUCUUGCUGGUAUCCAGUGCCCGUCUGCAGAGAAAGAUGAUCUCGAGUCCUUCCUUUACGAUUUGGGAUAUCCCUUCAGCGAGCACACCGACUCACCCACCUAUAAGACCUUCCUCCGCUCGUGA